This is a messenger RNA of Penaeus chinensis, 1594 nucleotides long. RefSeq names its product N(6)-adenine-specific methyltransferase METTL4-like (gene Mettl4). The transcript has 10 exons. The record is from RefSeq and is a predicted model, not a curated record. Gene Ontology annotation, cellular component: nucleus; RNA N6-methyladenosine methyltransferase complex. Gene Ontology annotation, molecular function: methyltransferase activity; nucleic acid binding. Bases 420 to 1535 code for a protein of 371 amino acids. Lineage: Eukaryota; Metazoa; Arthropoda; Malacostraca; Decapoda; Penaeidae.
AAUGCGAACUUGUGUAGCGAAUGAGAUGUUACAGAAAAAACAGCAAUUUUCACAUGAAGGAUGGCCAAAUUAUCCAAUGAAGCUAAGUAAAGUAUUCAUAGAUUAUAUCAAUUCACUGACUAAACCAGUAUAUUUGGAAACGGGGGAUAAAUACUUCAGUUUUGAAAACAAGAAAAUAGAUUAUAAACCAAGAAAACCCUAGUGGGAUAGAAAGCACAAGAACGAGAAAUAAUUGCAACAUUUUAUUUUAUUGCAAAGUUGAAAAGAAGCUAAGUGGCAAGUGUGUAUUGACAGAUAGCUGGGUCCAAGACAAAGCUGUGCACACAACAUUAUACUGGCACAUGUUGAACUUUACAGUCUGAUGUAUUUUUAGGACUUCAUAUAUAUUGUGUCACUCUGGAAACUCAAACCUCGCUGAAAUGUCAAUUAUAUAUGCUGGAGCUGAGAGUGUGAUAUUAGACCAUGAGAUGUGGAUGCUGCAGCACUAUUUCUUGAGAGGGGAAGGUGACCAUUCAGCAAAUAAAAAAAAGAAGUUUCAGAUGUUGUUUGACCUUCGAACUCCAUUUCUUAUGGAUGGGCAAGCUGAGAAAAUUGCUUCCCAGUUAGAAGGAAAGGAAAUUAAGUCAAGAAAAAGAAAAAGAGAGCACAAAAUGAUGACUCCUCAAGAUAACCAUGAGGAAAACCACAUCCAAGAAGUGUUUGCAGCCCUACGCUUAAGGCCUGAAUAUAAGGAGGCAUUUUGCUAUGUCCCAAGCAGUGACGACUUCAGGAAAAACAACAGCUUGAUACGUGCAAUGAGGAAAAGAUUUACAGAAAUCUCAAACAUCACACUCCCAGUCCUUGAUGAAUCACACAAGAAUUUAAACAUUGGAGUCCAAGAAAUAGUAAAUAACAAGUUCCUACUUCCGCCAAAUGUCCGGUAUAUUUGUGAUGAUGUUAGGAAUCUACUGUCACAUGUGUCAGGAGAUCAAUUUGACAUCAUUGUGAUGGACCCCCCAUGGCUAAAUAAAUAUGUAAAGAGAAGGUGCCUAGCUCAUGGAAAUCAUCAUGGGUAUGAUAUGAUGCCAGUCAGUGACAUUCUUGCUCUACCUGUGAGUAAGAUCUUGAGUCCAAAGGCUUUGGUGGUCAUCUGGUGCACUAAUAAUGCCAGUAUUAUGGAGGAGUUUGUUCAAGGGCUGCACAAGUGGGGUGUUCACUUGGUGGCGACCUGGUACUGGUUAAAGGUUACCAGAGGUGGGGAGCCUGUGACACCCUUUGUUGCCAGUCAUGGUAAACGGCCAUAUGAACGCUUACUGAUUGCAAGCAACUGUGAGAAAGACAAAGACAGAAUUCCAGAUGGAUUAGUAAUAUGCAGUGUUCCGAGUGGAAUCCACUCCCACAAACCACCAUUAGAUGAACUUCUGAAGAGAUUUUCAUCACCAGAACCUAGGUGUUUGGAACUAUUCUGCAGGAGUUUGUGUCCUGGAUGGACAUGCUAUGGGUUGGAAGUGGUCCGUCUGAAUCACUCAUUCCUGUUUGAAGAUGAAACCUUGUAAUCUGACACAACAUUGGAAUUCCUGAAAUGUUUGCAUUCCAGCCAUUAAAAGGACAGUCU